AUGAACAACAAAAUAGAGGAGGUCCCACAACAACAUGAACAACAGCAGGACAAUCCAGAUCUACAUGAAGAACUACAGAAUUUCCAUGAACUGCAAGAAGAAAUAGAGGAGGUCCCACAACAACAUGAACAACAGCAGGACAACCCAGAUCUACAUGAAGAACUACAGAAUUUCCAUGAACUGCAAGAAGAAAUAGAGGAGGUCCCACAACAACAUGAACAACAGCAGGACAACCCAGAUCUACAUGAAGAACUACAGAAUUUCCAUGAACUGCAAGAAGAAAUAGAGGAGGUCCCACAACAACAUGAACAACAGCAGGACAACCCAGAUCUUCAUGAAGAACUGCAGGAGACCUUACCCAACAUUGCUCAAGAUGAGGGAGUGAGGGCGUCCAACUCGGUGCCGGCGUCUCCGCAGAUCGCUCCAAGCGUCGCCGAGGGAACGGAGAAUGCCGCCACCCAAUCGCCAUCUGACAUGACCAGUCAACCACCACCCGCCGCCACCAACCUGGAAAAACGCAAUAUUACCUUAGACUCUUCAGUUGGCUGUGUUACAAAUCACCUAAUGAAUGAUUCCUCGAGUGAGUUUAAACUCAUGAUCAACCAAGCCAUGGCAGAGUUGAUGAAAGAGAUAAAAGCAAGCCAGGAUAAAGGGGAAGAAAAUACCAAAAUCAUACAAAAAGAUGUCAAAGCUGUACAAGGAAGUGUGGAAAAAAUGGAAGAGAAAGUUGAGGGAAAAUUCUCUGAAUUCAAGGAGGAAAUGAAAAACAUGAUAGACAUUAAAAUAGAUACACAAUCUACAAUCAUCAAAAAAUUAGAAACCCGUAUAGAUGAUGUCACCUGUCAGGUAAACGAACGGUUGGAUGAUGUACCAAAGGAAGUUAAAAAACAGGUGGACGUAUUGGGUAAGGAGCUAGGCACCACUAUCAUGGGAACUGUUAUGGAACAGGUGUUAGAAAACAAGGGCAAGAUAGAGUCAAAAGUGGAGGAAAAUAAUAAUAAAAUAGCGAAAAUAGUCAAGGAGCAGAGUAACGUGCAGACAGGCAUAGCAAAUUUAGCGGAAGAGGGGGCAAAAUCACGUGAGAGAUACAGCAUGUUGGAGAAUGCUAUAGGCGGACAGCAAUUGAAGCUAACCGGAUUGAACGAUUCACCGAAAAUAUUAUUAUUGGAAGAACAGAAACCAACACCAAAAACCGCCGCCCACCAUGAAAUUAAAACACCCCGCAAGCAUCAGCCUCUAUUAGGCAUACUAUUCCCCACUGAAGAACCAUCACCGCAGGAAGAGCUACCCGCCACCGAGGAACAACCAGGUUACAGUGAAGGAAUUAUGUAA
Nilaparvata lugens (brown planthopper) is the source of this 1332-nucleotide messenger RNA. Its product is annotated as probable basic-leucine zipper transcription factor K. The transcript is spliced from 4 exons. The record is from RefSeq and is a predicted model, not a curated record. Bases 1 to 1332 code for a protein of 443 amino acids. Lineage: Eukaryota; Metazoa; Arthropoda; Insecta; Hemiptera; Delphacidae.